AGCCUGACCUUUUGGCUCGGGCUUGACCGGUGCCAGCCAUGGCCUUCCGUUUGACCUAUCGGCGGCAAUGCCAUCUCCAUCUUCCAAGAGUUCUUGGCUUUGUCGAUACUCUUCGCCAACAUCGAUGUGCUCCCAAGUGGUCUUCUGCCGCAUCUCAUGGAGCCCCUCGGCUUCCGGGCAGGCGGCACGGCCCGAGACCCGAGGCUACAACACCAAGUCCAACAAGCAGCGGGUGGUGAAGACUCCGGGCGGCCGGGCCGUGUUUCAGGUGGUGAAGAAGAAGGCGAAAGGCCCCAUUUGCGGUGACUGCGGCAAGGCCUUGAUCGGCCUCCCUCGCUUGCGGCCCAUCGAGUACGCUCGACUGAAGAAACGUGAGAAGCGUGUGAACCGCGCGUACGGUGGCUCCCGUUGCGCUGGCUGUGUGCGCUCACGCAUUGUGAGGGCCUUCUUGAUUGAGGAGCAGAAGUGUGUGAAGCAGGUCAUUGCGGAGAAGAUAUCCCAGCAGAAGAUGGCCACCGAGGGUGGCAAGAAACCGAAGAAGAAAUGAAUAGAUUUGAAAGGUGCUUUGGGAGAUCAGGCGGUUUGACAACGGCGCAAAGGCAUGCGAAGGCUGUGGCUAGAGGAUGUACAAAAAGGGCCGACACCUGAGAGCUGGGUCGGGUGAUCCUUGUCGUUUGGGGGUGUGAGAUGUCAUUUACAUCCGCUUACUAUGAAGUCACAUAUCGUCACGUGACGCGGAC
Molecule: messenger RNA, 740 nt
Organism: Durusdinium trenchii
Lineage: Eukaryota; Dinophyceae; Suessiales; Symbiodiniaceae
Source: the annotation of a GenBank genome assembly